Messenger RNA from Durio zibethinus, 2100 nucleotides. Its product is annotated as SUPPRESSOR OF GAMMA RESPONSE 1-like. NCBI's taxonomy places the organism in Eukaryota, Viridiplantae, Streptophyta, Magnoliopsida, Malvales, Malvaceae. Gene Ontology annotation, cellular component: nucleus. Gene Ontology annotation, biological process: regulation of DNA-templated transcription. The record is from RefSeq and is a predicted model, not a curated record. Gene Ontology annotation, molecular function: transcription cis-regulatory region binding; DNA-binding transcription factor activity.
AAAUUUUCGUAUUCGAAUUUUUUUAAAGAUCAAAAUUUUUUGAGUUUCAAUUUUUAACUUAAUCAAUUCAAUUUGAUCCAAGUUCAAUAACAUUUCAAACGAAUUGUUGAGCUCGAAUCAAUUUUGCCACCUCUAAGCCUUUUCUACUAAGCAAUAAAAGUAAUCCCAUUAAUCCGGUUUCAAAUUUCAAAAUGGAAAGGAAAAAAAGCACAUUUUUAAAGAAUAAAAAAUUAUUAGUACUAGGAAGAAAUUGAGAAGCAAAACCCUUUUUAUGUUUUGCAUCAUUCAAAAUCCAUUUUAAGAAGCGAAAGCAGAGAGAGAAGAAAAAUAGAUGCUUUAAUCCAUUGAUUUUUAGGUGAUUGUCAUGGCUGGAACAUGGUUGGUGGAUGGUAAUAGAUUUGCAACAAAAAUCAGGAGUGCAUCUGAUCCUGAAAGGGUGACAUGGAAAAGCAACCCAACUAGAUCUUGUCCUAAUUGCCAUCAUAUUAUUGACAACAGUGAUGUCGAUCAAGCAUGGCCAGGAUUACCACGUGGUGUAAAAUUUGAUCCAUCUGAUCAAGAGAUCAUAUGGCAUUUACUUACAAAAGUUGUUGAGGAAGAUUCAAAACCCCAUCCAUUCAUUAAUGAGUUCAUUACAACCAUUGAAAAUGAUGAUGGAAUCUGUUAUACACAUCCCCAAAAAUUACCAGGUGUUAAGCAAGAUGGAUGUGUGUCUCAUUUCUUUCAUCGAGCUAUCAAAGCUUACAAUACUGGAACUCGGAAGCGUCGAAAGAUCCAUGGUGAUGAUUUUGCUGACGUUCGCUGGCACAAGACUGGUAGGACAAAACCAGUGUUGUUGGAUGGUGUUCAAAGAGGAUGCAAGAAGAUUAUGGUUCUCUAUAUGACCAUGGUCAAAGGUGGAAAACCUGAGAAGACAAAUUGGGUGAUGCACCAAUAUCAUCUAGGAAUCGAGGAGGAUGAAAAAGAUGGGGAGUAUGUUAUUUCUAAAAUAUUUCAUCAGCAGCAACAAACCAAACAGGUUGAGAAAACUGAGCAAGAUUUAUCUGAAAUGACUGAUGUAAUGAUGGUUAGAGUUGAUCCGGUUACUCCCAAAUCUGUGACACCUAACCCUCCACGUACGGGGAGGCAAUGCCAUGAAUACGACCAGGGGCAAGAGUAUACCACUACUUGCAUCAAUCCCUCUGCUCAGGUUUUUUUACCAAAGCAUCCUACAGUGCAGUAUGUAGAAGAUGAAGUUCAAACUGAAUGUGAAAGUUCCAGUCACAAUGAUCUAUCUGAUGCAGAAAAUCAUGUUGACCGUGUGUUAGAUAACAAUAAUAAUAAUGAUAAUCAUGCUGAGGAAGAUGCAAAAUGGUGGGAUGGUGAGUCACAGUAUUUGUUGGAUUCACAACAGCUGGUGGAAGGGCUUUCUCUUUGUGACGAGCUCCUUCAGAGCCAGUCACCAAAUAGGGAUCCUAAUGGUAAAGAUGGAGCACUGGACGGCAAACCCCGUCUUUCUGAUUAUGCUCAGUUAGGAUCAGAACAUCUUAAGAAGGAUUUGGAGGAAUGUCAAAACCUGGAAGGUGGUCCAACAAACAUAGAGCUUGAUACACCGCCCGAGUUCCGCCUGAGUCAGCUGGAAUUUGGAUCACAAGAUAGCUUUAUUGCUUGGGGUGGGAGCAAGGUGGUUGACUAAAUACAUUUGUCUUGGAUCAUGAAGGAGAAAAUACGUAGUAAAAUAUUUUAUGAAAACUUUGCCUGAUCAAUCAUCAUUAACUGGUUCUAUGUCAACUGUAAAUUUUGCUGGGAAGCCUUAACUAUGUUUAAUGAUGGUGAAGUACUGUUGACAUUUUGCUUGGGGUAGUUGCUGUUUGUAUAAUAUUUCUGUAACCCUUCUGUUCAGCAAGAGCUUUGAGAAAGGGAUACUAAUGCCCCAAUAUAUGACCUGUAUUUGUAUCUUAGCUGUGAAGCUUUGUAUUAGUUAUGUAAUUCUAGCUAUCAAGUUAGCUUCCGGUAAUCAUUAUAAUAUAUGCUCUGAAAAAUUUCCCCAUCUAGUGUAAUGUAACAGUUAACAAGCUUCAUUAUAAAUGAUGGUUCCUUCACGUUUCUGUUUAGGAAUAA